UUUCCAACAUGGCGUCCAGCCGGGUGCCGGAGAGGGAGGUCCGGGAGGAGCCGAGGCGCUCUGCGACCGCAAACCUCGACUUCUGCCUCCACAAAUACUCCCUGCUCAUCGUUAUCGGACGGACCGCACGCCCCAGACAGACGGCACACAUCAGCGGGGACAUUGAACGAGGCAUUCGGUCAUGGGACGUAGACUUAAAAUCCUGUAACCUGAACCUUUAUCUCCAAGAAUUCCUCUCACAUCACACGGCAUCUUUCAAGGGUGCAGGGCUGAAGUGUCUGCGCCACAGUACCAGAGUGUUGGAUACUCAGGUGCUGAUCAGUCCAACUCAGGAACAGGUCCGUUUAGAGGUGUUGGCUCUGCUGUCCAGGGAAUCGGCUCAUAAGCUGUUGAUCUUGGCUGGUCAGAGUGUGGAGGAAAGUGGAGACCUGCUGUUUCACAGAGGACUGUUCUCACCACAACAACUGAAACAAAUACUAACAGAGCAGCUCAGAGAUCAAGACAGCUCUGCCUCCCCCUCCAAACUAAAUCUGACGCUCAGCUGUCCCAACAUCGGCCAGUGGAGGAAGACUCUCUUGGGAAACCAGCCUCUGCAGGGUCCUUUCACACUGCACAUUAAUCCCCCAGAGGUGCUGCCUGUCAUGGAGGCUCUGGGGGAAUUCACCUCGCUCAUCUCUGGCACGCUUUCCCCUCCAUCUCCCUUUGACCUCCUGCCUCCUCCCACCACCGUGGGUUUUCUCAAGCUGUCCCGCCCCUGCUGCUAUGUGUUCCCUGCUGGCCGUGGUGAUUGUGCCUUUUUUGCCGUUAACGGGUUCACUGUGCUGGUGGACGGCGGUUCGGACUCUCAGGCCUGUUUCUGGAAGCUGGUCCGCCACCUUGACCGAGUUGAUGCAGUUUUGUUGACACACGUUGGAACAGAGAACCUCCCAGGAGUCAACACCUUCCUGGAGAGGAAGGUGGCUGAGUUGGACCUGAGCUCUGAUAUCAAAGAUGACUCGUCUAAGAGGCUCAUCUCCCCAGAGCUUGGAGUUGUGUUCUUUAACGCCCCCAGCAGGUUACAGCUGGAAGAACAGCCUUGUGUGGACAAUGUACUCAAGAGCACACACCAGGCGGCCCUAACCUUACAGUUGUUGAAGAAGUUAGACAUCAGACCACAACCAUUGUUUCGACCGCAAGGGGUCCCCAUUGAACCACUCACCCUGUUCCAGAAGAUGGGAGUGGGACAGUUGGAUUUAUAUAUCCUCAACCCUGGCAAAAAUAGUCAGGAGUACCAGACAUUCAUGCAAAACUGGCCUGAUGCAGUGUCGUCAGCAUCCAAAUUCCACACUCUCCCUCUCACCGCCUUGGCCUCAGUGUCUGCCCUGCUUGUGUGGCACCCAGCGUGUCCCCAGGAGAAGGUGGUCAGGGUGCUGUUCCCUGGUGUUACCCCACAGGCAAAGCUACUGCAGGGACUAGAGAAGCUGAAGGGGCUGGCCUUUCUCCAGAAACCCACAGUGACCACCGGGGAUCUGGAGCAGUUGGGGGAGGACAGAAAGACCAAGAGGACAGAGAGCCAGGACAGUGGCAGGUCACAAGGGAAGGAGUCAACUAUCAGACAUGGAAAAGAUCGGGGAGUUAAAGAAGAGGGAAAGGAGGUACUGGUACGGGACAAGGGAAAAGUAUUAAAUGGAGUCGCUACAAGAGAUACUGAGAAAACCAGAAUCAAAGAGACAGGUGUAAAGCAAAAAGCAACAUCGUCAGAGAAGAAUACUUCAAAGAAAGGAGGAGGGAAGGAUGUAAAAAAGGAGGAGAAGCCUGGCAAUAAAGAGGAGAACAGUGUUAUGAGGAAUGAUCAGGGGAAAAGGGAUGUUCUCACUCCCAAACCAAAGAAUGAAAAUAAAACGAAGCUAAAAAAGGAAGCAAAAAAUGACUCUAAAACAGGUGCAAAGAAAACCAGAAAACCAUCAGGAAAGGAGGCAAACAAUGGCAAGAAGGUGCAUGUAAACACUGAAUUGACAAAUAACCAUCCAACAAAAGCCGACGCUGGGCCAGACGGUCUUGCUAUAGAGCAGCAGAAUCAAAAACCGGAGAAAGAGUGUGAAGAGAACCCUUGUGGCUCCAAAAUGUCUACCCCUGAGGACAUGACAGCUGAUUUUCUCAGGCUCCGGGAGGAAACUGAGUUGCAGCUGGAAACAGCAGAUAAAGGAAAGCAGAGAAGCACUGAGUCAGGAAAUGAAAAGAACCUCAGAGGCCUUGAGACAAGUAAUGAAACUGCUGAUACACUCGGGGAAGAAGCAGCAGGUGGCGCGGGGAUAAUGGGAGGAGAGAGUGGUGAUAAUGGAGCACAAAAUAAGGCUUGGGCUGGAGAGAAAGCUGAUGUAGACUGGCAGAAAGCGCCUGUAGACCAGCCUGGAAAUCCUGCCAAACCAGCAAAGGUUGUAGGAUUUCCAGCUCCCUUGAACAAAGCGCCAAAGAACGAGCACACAGUCCAGCUCGACAUAACCCCAACUGAAUACACUCUCCUGGACGGGGCUUUGAGAAAUAGCCCUCCCUCGCGAUCCUCUCCAGAGAACCAGGUCCCAGUCAGCCCUGAUGAAGAGACCGUUGAGCCUGCCUCCCCUGAUUCACGGCCCAACAGUGCAGGCCACACUCCUUACUGUCUGUCCCCAGAUGAUGUGUGGUGCAACAGGGCCACUCUCAGCAGGUUACAGGCCCAGAUGGGUAACUUAGAGUCAGCUGAUGUCAACCAGGCAAAUGAAUCAUCCAAGCAAAGUGAGGAGCAGCCCAAAACCACUACAGAGAACCACGCAAACACCAGGGAGAAGCACCUAAGUUUCCUUUCUUUGGGUUCAUUUAAAGAUGGAUCUUCAGACCCCUCUCCGUCUUUCACUACCACCACCACCACUACACACUCCAUGCCAGCAGAGGUCAGUUCACCUCAGUCCACAGAAGUAGAUGAAUCACUGUCUAUGUCCUUAGAGCAGGGACCAACCACUGUGAGCCAAAGAGAGGGGGAUGACAGUGCUUAUAACUCCCACUCCAAUGGAGGCCAUUUUGUGGGGAUGUCCUUACCAAUGAAGAAGCCUCCAAGAUCUUUAGGGCAGGGUUCAGAGAUGGGGCGACCUCCAGCUCCUAACACACUUCAUUUUGAGGCAUCAGCUCACGAUGUGGAUCUAUGCCUGGUUUCCCCCUGCGAGUUCAAGCAUUUCAAACCAACUGACACCAGCUCAGGUGGGAGCGAGUCCUCCAGAGGAGCCUUUGCUCCACAUCAUCAUGGCAACAACAACAACAACCCCAAGGACACAUCGCCCAGUGAGUCAAAUGCCCCGGUCUGCACGGAGGACUGUCCGUCCACCACAGCAGAUGGAGCUCUGGACUCGGAUGAGGAUGAGUCUUGUAGUGAGCCGUCUAAUUCCCCCCAUGGGCUCCGCACCAGUCAGGCUCUGCCCCAGGACCCUCUUCCAGCCCCUCUCAGGGACAGUCCGCCACUGCCCCCACAUCCCGAUGCCUCUAUGCCUGUUCCCCAGUCUGACUCUGAGGCUCACGGGAAGAGAGCAAAAGCUACUGGAAUGCGAGGGAAGAAAACGCCAGCGUUUACUGAGGUCUCCCAAAGAUCAGGCUCAGGGAAAAGCAGGACAGGGAGCCAAAGUGGAGUCUCAAAGGGGAAUGUCUCUUCUACUCGUACGCCUUCCUUCAGCAACCGUUCAGCACCAGCAAAACCCUCACCCAAUCCAGGCAGCAAGUCUACCUCUGUUGAGGAAGUCAGUGUGUACGUGGACCUGGCCUAUAUUCCCUCUGGAGCCUCCUCCCCAACAGUCGAUGUGGAUUUCUUCAGAUGCGUUCGCUCCUCCUGUUACAUUGUGAGUGGAGAAAGUCCAGAGAGAGAAGAGCUGUUGAGGCAUACGCUGGAUGCACUACUGGAUAGCAAGAAAUCCUGGCCUGACACUAUGCAGGUGACAGUGAUCCCCACCUUUGAGUCUGUGCCGAUGCAGGAGUGGUACCAGCAGACCUUGGACAGACAGAAGGAGCUGGGCAUCACCGUGCUGGGAUCCAACAGCACUGUCGCCAUGCAGGAUGAGACCUUCCCUGCCUGCAAGAUAGAAUUUUAAAGCAGACUUUGGGAUGAUGUAUGGUGAAUAUGAGGUGAAGGGUGUGUAAGACUGGGCUGAACGAGUGAAAGAAAUUAGUUAUAAACAGAGUUUAUGGGGAAAUAAAGGAAUUAUAUGGCCCCUUUCUGCACGAACACAACUGAGUUGGUAAUGACAUGGGACGUUCACACUAUCCCCUUUCCAGGCUAAUCACUUCUUUGUGGGCUACUUUUGCACCAAAAAGCCCUGAUGUCUCUUUUAUCCAAGAAGAACACAUAUUCUUGUGGGGAUUAUUGCAUGCAUUUUUUUGACCCAUGACCUUGUGCUAAACAGGAGAGGAGAUCACACUGGCUGCAAGAGAAGCAUGUCGGGCUGCAAACAUGUGCAUCCACAUGAAAGCAGAUGUUGUAGAUUAGUUAAUAUAGUUAGCAUACAUGGGGUUUAAAGCACUAUGUGCAGGCUAGUGAAUUGUAGUCUGUGCUAAGGGCCCAUUUUGCUGCUUUUAAUACAACAUUUGCGACAUUUAUUUAGUUAAAGGAAUUAAAUUCAGCAAAUCAAACUACUCCAGAUACUCCCAAAUGGCGAGAAUGUGCAAAACUUCUCGAUUAUGAAAAAUAGGUCACAUUGUAUUUCUCUUAUUUACUAUAAUUAUAUUUGUCUGAUUACCACAGAAGAUCUCUAUAUUGUAAAAAGAGUCUUACAUUGUACCUUUUAAUGAAAUCGCAGUGUGUGGUCAAGUGUUUGUUGUGAGCACUGUAAGCAGAUAUGAGGUGAGCUGUGUUGUGUGUUGUAACUGCUUUAAAAAAGCGUUGUGCCACUGUGGCUUUCACUGUUGACCUCGAGAUCUCAGAAAUAUUCUGACCAGAUGAGACAUAUCUGACGUUAGUGAGUGAUAAUCGCCCGCUGAAUCAGAGAUUACCGAAUCAGAGUGUGCAAAGACAAAUCUGUCAGCAGGGAUUAGAGUACCAGAUUGGAUUUAACAGCAUUACAGCAAUCAUCUUAUUAAGUAUAGUAAUUAAUUGUAAUCCAUUACAAGUGCUUAAAACAAUACAUAUCAGGAAUCAGACUGCAAAUGCUUUUGUAGAGAUAGAUGUUGACUUCUUAUCUUACUCAGAAUCAAUAAAUAAAAUAAUUAAAAGUAAUUUUAAUGUGGACAUGGUGGCUAUAUGAUCAUACGCUUAUUGUAGACAAAUAAAACCAUGGUGUAGUCACUGUUGGUGGUAAUGAUGGCUUUCCAAGUUGUACUUUGUAAAUAAGACUAAAUUAAAAAUCUUAUUCUACAAAUAUAGUGUUCAAUAGCCUAACAGCAUGUAAUUUGACAAAUAUAAAGGGUUUUCCACUAAUAAAUCAAUUAAUAUUUCCUUUAAUUAGUCCCAAAUUAUUUCGAUUUUUCCUGGUCUUCCCAGGAAAUGAUGAGGACAUUACAGAUCUGUAAAAUAAAGCACUUUGUAAUAAAGCAGAGGAAUUAGUAAUCUAAUGGAUUACACUGUAAUCUCUCUAGACCUGUCUGUCCAUUUUUAUCAUUUUUGUUUCCUUUUAUCCCAGUCUGGAUGUCCAAGAACAAAUAUCAUGUAAAUAUAUCUGAUUAUCUUGUUGUUGCUGUUUAAGUUCACACAAAUGUGAAUGUGACAACCAAAGCAUGAGAUCACAGAGACACAGAUCAUUUCCCCCUCCAUCUGAAUGCUGCCUCCAAAUACAGAAAAAAAAUCCAUUUGAUUCAAUAUCUCUUAAUAUCUGAAAUAUACUUUGUAAUUCUAUAAAUGCCCUGUUGAACUUUUAUUACUGAUUUUUUAACUGUCCUGCAGAUUUGUUUUAUUUUGUUCAGUCAUCCUUCUUUUAUCACUUUCUCACUUUAUGUGUCCCAUUUGUUGUCCAAACCAAAUUCAUUACAAUCCCCCCAAAAUUUUAACAUACCUUUGUCUUUUUUCUGCAAAAGGCUGCCAGAUUAAAUGAGUUAUUGGGAAUGGAUUGUUGAACUAGAUCUGUAAUCAUGGGUAACAAUUACUUGAACCCCACAGUAGCUAAGUGAAUUGUAACUAUGUGUAUGUGUCCCGCAUGUAUAAAAAUACUGUAUGUACUGUAUGUUAUUUCAUUCAUGAUAUUCAUGAAGACAGAGAGCAAAGCACUGUGGGAGAGCAGGACAGGAUGGGAUGAAAAACCUGAUGAAUGAUGAACACUGAGAACCUUUCACUUUGUAAUUGUCUGUGAUACAGUAACAAAGGGUUGUGUGGGGCCGGGAGUAAUGUAUGAAUAAAGAA
Morone saxatilis (striped sea-bass) is the source of this 6325-nucleotide messenger RNA. Its product is annotated as microtubule-associated protein 1S-like. NCBI's taxonomy places the organism in Eukaryota, Metazoa, Chordata, Actinopteri, Moronidae. The record is from RefSeq and is a predicted model, not a curated record. The transcript is spliced from 10 exons. Gene Ontology annotation, cellular component: dendrite; cytosol; microtubule. Bases 9 to 4088 code for a protein of 1359 amino acids. Gene Ontology annotation, molecular function: microtubule binding; actin binding. Gene Ontology annotation, biological process: dendrite development; microtubule cytoskeleton organization; regulation of microtubule depolymerization.